Molecule: messenger RNA, 780 nt
Organism: Menidia menidia (Atlantic silverside)
Lineage: Eukaryota; Metazoa; Chordata; Actinopteri; Atheriniformes; Atherinopsidae
Source: the annotation of a GenBank genome assembly
CUGCACGUACGGACAGGUGAGCAGAACCAACAGGUGGCGCUGGACAGACCCAACGAUGCUGUCACAGCCUACGAGGAACAACACGGAGGGCCGGGUAAAGGUGGCGGAGAAGACCCCGCCAAGUCCACCGAGGAGCAGCAGGACCGGACCCGACCCCAGAUCCUGUCCGGUUCGGGCUUCUGCAAGUGGUUCAACGUCCGAAUGGGCUUUGGAUUUAUCUCAAUGACCAACAGCGAGGGAAGCCCGGUCGACCCCCCUCUGGAUGUUUUCGUCCACCAAAGCAAAUUGGUGAUGGAGGGUUUCCGCAGCUUGAAGGAGGGUGAGCAGGUGGAGUUCACCUAUAAGAAAUCUUCCAAGGGCCUGGAGUCUUUGCGGGUGACCGGACCUGGUGGAGGACCCUGUGCAGGCAGCGAGAGGAGACCUAAAGGGAAGGUCCCACUCCAGAAACGCAAACCAAAGGGAGACCGCUGUUAUAACUGUGGAGGUUUGGAUCACCAUGCCAAGGAGUGUGGCCUGCCCCCCCAGCCAAAGAAAUGCCACUACUGCCAGAGCAUCACGCACAUGGUGGCUCAGUGCCCCCACAAGGCGCCCGCGCUGGCCACAGGCUCUCAGGAUCAACACGCGUCUACCUCGGCCUCCGGCCCGGGGACCGGGCCCUACCUCUGCCCCCCCGAGGAGGAGGAGCGCUCCAGCUCCUCUCCCCUGGAGGGCUCCUCCUCCUCCCCCGAGGAGCCCCACACACAGCGUGGCCCCCGGCCGCAGAGGUGGAGGAAAUCCUGA